This is a messenger RNA of Dinoponera quadriceps, 8902 nucleotides long. RefSeq names its product arf-GAP with SH3 domain, ANK repeat and PH domain-containing protein 1 (gene Asap). The transcript is spliced from 16 exons. Gene Ontology annotation, biological process: positive regulation of GTPase activity. Gene Ontology annotation, cellular component: cytoplasm. The record is from RefSeq and is a predicted model, not a curated record. Lineage: Eukaryota; Metazoa; Arthropoda; Insecta; Hymenoptera; Formicidae. Gene Ontology annotation, molecular function: protein binding; GTPase activator activity. The coding region runs from base 49 to 3216 and encodes 1055 amino acids.
GAGACGAAGCAACUGACAAGCGGAAAGGAAGAAAGAGAGAGAGGAAAGAUGCCGGGCCUAAUCGCCGUGAGCGAGUUCGUCGAGGAGACGAGGGAGGACUACAACUCGCCCACCACGUCCACCUUCGUCUCGCGGAUGCCACAGUGCAGGCAGACCAUCACAUCCCUGGAGGAGACCUUGGACUUCGAUAGGGAUGGUCUGACGAAGCUGAAGAAGGCCAUCAAAGCCAUCCACAAUUCCGGAAACGCUCACGUUGACAAUGAGGUGUACCUGGGCAGGGCGUUGGAGAGACUCGGCGAUGCCGCCCUGAAGGAACAGGAGCCGGACAUCGGCGCGGCUUUCCUCAAAUUCGCGGUCGUCACGAAGGAACUGAGCGCCCUCAUGAAAACUCUGAUGCAAAACAUCAAUAACAUCGUGAUGUUCCCGUUGGAUUCGGUGCUGAAGGGCGACCUGAGGGGCGUGAAGGGCGACCUGAAGAGGCCCUUCGAAAAGGCGUGGAAGGACUACGAGGCCAAAUACGCGAAAAUUGAGAAAGAGAAGAAGCAGCACGCGAAGGAGGCCGGUCUGAUUCGUACAGAGGUCACGCCCGCCGAGAUCGCCGACGAGAUGGAGAAGGAGAGACGGUUGUUUCAGUUGCAAAUGUGCGAGUAUCUGAUCAAAGUGAACGAGAUCAAAACGAAGAAGGGUAUCGAAUUGUUGCAGCAUCUAGUCGAAUAUUACCAUGCGCAAACCAAUUAUUUUCAGGACGGCUUGAAGACGAUCGAGCACUUCGGCUCGUACGUGGCCGACCUCAGCGUGAAGUUGCAAAAGAUCAGGCAGACGCAGGACGAGGAGAGAAGACGGCUAACGGAACUUAGGAGCCUCCUCAGGAGCUCCGGAUGUGACAAAGAGUUGAAUGCGAACGCGAACGCGGGCUACUCGUUGCAUCAGCUGCAGGGGGACAAGCAGCACGGCGUCACGCGCUCCGGCCACCUGCUGAAGAAGAGCGAAGGCAAGAUGAGGAGAGUCUGGCAGAAAAGACGAUGCGCCGUGCAGGCGGAGGGUUACCUCGAUAUUUGCCACGCCGACGAGAACAAGCCGCCCACUCGGGUGAACCUAUUGACCUGCCAGAUCAAGUUAGUGCCGGACGACAAGCGAGGCUUCGAUCUCAUAAGCUACAAUAGAACGUACCACUUUCAAGCGGAGGACGAGGCGGACCAGCGCGCGUGGAUGUCGGUCCUGGUGAAUUGCAAAGAACGCGCCUUGUUGCGUGCCUUCGACGCGAGCGGCAAGGCGGAGGCCGGCAGCGGCAAUCCCAGCCUCGUGGAGUUGCAGCAGGCCGUCAUACGAUGCGUGAUGCGGUUACCCGGAAACGAUCAGUGCUGCGAUUGCUCCUCGCAAAACGACGCCACGUGGUUGUCCACGAACUUCGGGAUAAUAGUGUGCAUUGAGUGCAGCGGCAUCCACCGCGACUUGGGCGUGCAUAUAUCGCGAAUACAGUCUCUUACGCUGGACAACGUGGGCACCGCUCAGCUGUUGCUGGCACGACACAUGACCAAUCAGGCGUUUAACGAGGUGAUGGAGGCGACGUUACGUCACAAUCUCAAGCCGUCGCCGACGUCGACAAUGGAGGAGAGGUAUGAGUUCAUACGUGCCAAGUACGUGGAAAAGAGAUACGUGAUGAAUACGUGCGCGGACGAGCGUGAUCUACUUUCCGAUUUGGAGCACGCCGUUAACAACCGCGAUCUGCAGCAACUUCUCCAGGUCUAUGCCGAGAACGUGGAUCUGGCGGCGCCGUUGCCGACAUCGGACGUGGGCGAGACCGCGUUACACUUGGCCAUCCUGCGCGAGAUGGGUAGUAGUCUGCACAUCGUGGACUUCCUGGUGCAAAACAUGCCAACCGGCGGCAUCGACCGGACGACCAUCGACGGCGAGACCGCGCUGCAUCUGUCCGCGCGCCACGAUCGGGCGGAGGCGAUGAAGCUGCUGCUGCGAGCGGGCGCGGACCCGUCGCAUCGAAACAAGCAGGAUAAAACUCCGUUGGAUAUCGCGCAGGAGAUGGGACAUCACACGUGCAAGGAAUUGCUUAGUCAUGCUCUGCAGAGGCAGAAGACAUUAUUCGACAACGUGAACAUCGACUGGAACCUGUCCCACGACGAGGGUUCCACGGACUUCUCCGACGAUGAGACGAUAAUAGAGGACAGAGUAAGUGGACCGAGAUUCCCUAACACGAAAAUCACCUCGGAGGCAAACGGACCCGUGUAUUCACAUGCGCGCAUAUCGAUCUCGCAGAACGGAUGUCUAACGCCAGAGAAGAAGUCACGCAGCAGACCUCCGUCUUACGCCGGAGGCGGUGGCACGGGAUCUGGCGAUUCGCCGGUGACGCUGCGUAGUCGGAGCAGCACCUGUGACAGCCUACAGAGCGGAUCCUCUCCGAGCGCCUCGACGAAUCGCCAACAAAUGCCUCCGCCGCCGCCGCCGCAGGCGAGGAAACCCGUAGCUGUACCCACCCCGAUGGCGCCGGAUAUUUCAGUGAACAUCCACGGUUCGCUGAAGAAACGAGUAGCGCCGCCGCCGCCGCCCGCCGGGAACGCCAGCGGUGGCAUUCUACCGUCGUCGCACUACGGUACGCUACCCACGUCGGCCACGUUGGCUACGUCGACGCACAGUCGUACGACCAGCGAACCGAUUUUAGCCGGCCACACUUUACACACUCUACCGCAUACGUUGAACACACUAAAUAGCCAACAUCAUAAGAGAUCACCGAGCGGCGACUCGUCGACCGGACACGGUAUGGACAAGGCGAACAGCUCGACGCUGCAGAGACCGCGGAAUCCGCCGCCCCCCGCUCCGUCCGUCACGUCCAGGCUCAGCAACGGGCGCAGCAGCGAGUCGCUGAGUUCCAUGUGCUCCGAUCAUGGUCUGGGCAAUCCCAUCCCGCCGCCGCGCAAGCGAAGGGACCGGUCCAGGCUAGAGAGCUACGCCGAGGAGCCUUCAUCUUUGCUCCCAAAUCUGAAUCUGCCGACGUCGUCGACUUUGAGCGGCCUCCGACGAUGCCGGGCGUUGUACGACUGCGAGGCCGACAACGAGGACGAGCUGUCAUUUCGCGAAGGCGAGGUGAUCAUCGUGACGAACGAGCAGACCGACGACGACAACUGGAUGGAGGGUGCGCUGGAACGGGCGCCGGAGAGGCGGGGCAUGUUCCCGAUCAGCUUCGUGCACAUGCUGCAGGAUUAACAUUCGGUAAGCCUGAACUCGUUGGCGAGCGUCUCUAGCACUGCCAGCUCGAUGAGCGUCGCCAGUCUCGGCCGACGAAGCUGGCUGAGGAAGCCGAAGGAGUGAUGAUGAGGAGGAGCAGCAUUACGGAAAUUAUGCUCGGACGCUGAUCUCCGCCACCUUCCGUCAUCGUCGUCCAGGCUGAGGCGGCAUCCACGCAAGAGUCCGAAUAGAGAGAACGUCGAUGAGCGCCGUCACCAAGUGAAGGUUGUCGGGAGCUUCUCUCUUUGUUCCUCGUGUUUCUUAGGGGAGAAAUAAACGAUAUACACGCCAAUGUAAGAGGAAGUGAGAGUAGCGCCCCAGUAGGGGCGGUCCUUAACAAGAUUUAGCGAUCUAGCGGAACGGUAGUAGUUCAAACUGACGUCACUCGCAUUCUCAUUCCGCUCGGCGAUUUCUCAUUAACACAUUCUUCGCUACCAACGUCAUACACAGCCAUGGACAACCGGCGGUAUGUGUGUCGUACCAUUCCCUGGAUAGAUAAUCGCACGAUUUACGCAUAUGUAUACAAGGUCAAAAUCAUUAACUAGGGUCGUUAUAACCGUAUCGUUAUAGUUAGAAUUAUAUGCGCGAUUUUCAAUCUUGUGGGUUAUGCAUAAGGCUAGGAAAAGCGGAAAAUCAUGUAGGGGAUGAUACAAUGUGCACAUUACGUCGUCAUGUAUGCCUUACCAUUUUCUGGAUCCAGAGUUUGUGAUUUUUAGCCGUGCAGGUAUAUGCGUUGAAAAUCGCGCGAGUAACUCGAAUUCUAAUGGUUGGUUAUUGGCUCUACUUAGAGAGGUCUCGACUUUAUGCAUAUACGUGUAGGCUAAAAAUCGUACAACUUUCGAUCUAGGGAGUGGUAAGACGCCGACUGGAAACGAUUCGUCUUCCAUUAGAUCUAGUGGAGCAGCCCGAAGGUGCUUAUCCUGUUCUAUUCAAAGGAAUCAUCGCGUAAAGCUCGUAUCAGGCUAAUAUUAGAUUAAAAAUUGCGAAUUAGAAAUCAGAAUUCGAUGAGAGCAGUUUCGAUCUUGACUCACCUUACCCCGAAUGGACAAAUUCCAAUAGUCCGAUACGGUCUUUGCGUGAAUAUUCUUCUAGUUCGAACAAAAUAGACAUCUUUCGAACUGGCCCCAAACGAAUCAAUGUCCAUGGGUGUACGCGUGACACACCCGCGAUCUCUCGCUUCGAACUCACCUCUCACGGGAAAUCUUCGAUUCCACCUAACACAUUCGCCAUCGACACGUCACACGUGAAUGACAAUGAUAAUUUUUCUUUUUAUAUCCGCAUAUAUAUAUAUAUAUAUAUAUAUAUAUAUAUAUAUAUAUAAACUAAGUCUGUUUUACAUAAAGACAAAUAAAAUGUGGGCAGAAAGUUCCAUGAAGAAUAAAGCACGAUAGCGAACGUGUCAAUGUAAAACGAGUCGCGUUAUAGGCGAGAGUCUCGUAGCUUGUUGACUAUUUUCUAGACACCCGAAGGCUUUUUCCCUCUACCGCGGCAGAGAGUUGUUCCUGCUGAUGCGACGGUGUCUCUUGCGUCUUUCGCUGAUUCGCGAACGAUCCCUCCAGGUCGACACCUUGCAAUAGAUUUUUCCCAACGGAGAUUCCGACUUCCUCCGUGGUGCGCGAUGCGAACACGAUUAUUCCCGUGUUUCCAAUGUUCCGGAAAGAGUUGAGAGAAAUGACACCUCGGCUCGAAGUCGGCGGACACCUCGAAGAUUUCGCGCUAAGGCCGGACAACCCGACACGUACGAUCUCGAGCGGUAAUGUCGAUGUUGAGACCGGUGUGCGUCUGCUCGGCCGUGGAAUCUGUCUUCAUAAAUCGAGAAAUUCGCUCUCUCGCUCGCGCGCUCGAUAAUAACGCGGUUAUUUGACGACUUCUUUUCGCGAAAUUUCAUUUUCCCCGCGAGCGAACACAUCGCGGACAGCAUUGAGACGUUUCGAUUACGUGUACAUACAGUCGGCGGAUUAAAGGUUGCGACACUUCUCUUUUUCUCCACGAGUCUCGUAACGCAUCCCACGUAUCCAAUAGGAGAAUUUAUUUCUGAGUAAUUCUUACAGGAGAUACGUUUUCCUGCUGGAUGCGAAAUACGUUGCGGAACUCAUCGAAAAAAAAAAAAGGUUCCGUAACUUUCGACAUUAGAACCGCUACAGGUGCUAAUUCGGUUCCUAUUUUUUAUUUUCAGUUACUGUAGAGUCUUUUUUUUAUGUCAUCUGCAUUAUUUGAAAUUAUAUUCGCAUUUAAAAUAAUAAAAAGUCAAGGGAAAUUAUUAACCGACACGACAAUUUAUAGGAUUUACGGCAAUUUUCAAGAUCAGCGAAGCCAAAGAGGAGCACCAUCGACGGUUUUAACGUUAAUCUGCCGACUGCGCCGCUCAGUGACGAUGUCUUUGAUAGAGCCAGGUAUUAGCACUUUACGCUAGAUGACAAUCAUAUCGAGGCCCGCGUGAGGAAAAGCGGAUGUUACGUUUGAUGUAUGAUGUACAUUCUCGGGGGGAUCUUUCGUCUCCGGACGAACGCGACCGGCGGAUUCUUGUCUCUACGUGAGAGACCCUCGGUCGGCGAGAACGCGAGCAAGAGGAAGCUGACUGACCGCCGCUUGUGUGUGUGUGUGUGUGUGUGUGUGUGUGUGUGUGUGUGUGUGUGUGUGUGUGUGUGUGUGCGUGUGUGUGCGCGUGAGCGAGCAUGUGGCAGAUCAUCCGCGGGUUCUCGGUGUUUGUCGCGCGAAAUGUUGUGUCUAAAGAGUUUAUAUGAUAGAUCUUUUACGUAGUCAGCAGACGUACUCGUCUACUAAUACGCUCUAUAACAGAUAUGUACACAUAUAUAUAUAUAUAUAAAUAUAUUACGAUACACAAAGUGUGUAAUUUAGAUACAAAUUAGAGAUAUAUCCGGCUGACAAAGUACGACGUACACACGACGUCGGAUCGCUGACGACGUCGGUAAAGAAAAAAAAAGGCAACAACAACAACAAAGAGGAACUGAAAAAAGAAACACGUCGCGCGCUGCAGCGGACUGGGGACACGUUAAAAAACGGAAUGUAUAAAAGAGGAGGAGGGAGGAAGCGAUCCUCUCGGCUGCGCGGAACCGACGCUAAAAUGUGAUACAUAAUAUUUCAGAGUAAACUGUUAGUACUGCGAGACGGGGAUACACGUGCGCGCGUGUCAGCGAGUCGAACGGCGUUUCCCGAAGUCUCGUAAGUCGACCGACCGAUUUCAAUCGUGUCGAGCGCGCCCGCAUUCGAUUGGCACGACGGUGAACCGUCGCGUCGACACGAGAGUCUCUCUGCUGACAGGGGAAAUUCCAACGCGGAUAUUUAAACGAUGGGGAUAACCGCGUUGCUAGUUGAACGUAAUUGUAAUCCGAAUGGAAUUCGCGAUUCGAAAACGAGAUUCGAUUACCGGUUGCGAGGAGAGGAAGGGGAAAGGGAUCUCGGUAUCGAUGUACCGCUCGUUUGAGGAAUACCUCACUCUCUCACGAUGUAUUUCGACCGACAAUUGUGCCCGAAGAAGCGAGCGAGCGAGCGAGUGAGAGAUAGAGAGAGAGAGAGAGAGAGAGAGAGAAACAAACAUGUAACACGGUUCACAUGGUUUCGGUGUCUCUCAACGUUCAUACACGGAAAAAAGUCUAGUUGCGUUAACCGGAAAGGAAAUAGAUGCGUUCUGAUUGAAGGGAAUGGAAUUUCUAGUUCUCAUAACCCAAAUGUGGUUCUCCUAACCAUAAAUUCCGUUUCCUUCAAUCAAAACGCAUCUAGUCGUUCCCUUUCUGAUUGAUGUAACUAAACUUCUUUCCGUGUACGUUCUAUUGAUCUGGCGCACAAUUCUUUUUUCUGUACUGCCAUUAAAGGAUCGAUUUAACGUAGGGAUAGCGGCCGAACUUGUUGCAGUAGUCAUAGGGAACCGUGGUAACUCGCGUACCUCUGCGUUCGGCGCCGAGGGCGUCCGAUCUCCUCCGCAGCCCGGCGGAGCACCCUUGAGACACGUACAUAAUUGUGAACACCGUUAUACGCGAGACAAUUCAUCCGAGAACCGCGUUCGGCGCCGAACUCAAGCGGUACGAGUUCCGAUACGGAUCGUAGUUUCGCGGGAGAUCUGCUGAAUCUAGCGUAAAAACUAGUAGAAGAGGAGGCGAGAGAGAGAGAGAGAGAGAGAGAGAGAGAGAGAGAGAGUUUAAUCAACGGUCGUCUCUCACAUACCAGAUGUUAUACAACCGAUAAUGCAUGACACUCGAUAGUAUUAUUAGCGUACUCGAUUUAAGAACAUCGUUACGACUGUGUGUACAUUUUUUUGUAAUGCCAUACUACAAAGUGUUAGUCGCUCUUCGAGUAAAGGGAGUAUAUCAGUAGGAGGGAGGAGAGGGGGGAGCUCGGAAACCGAACGGCCGUCGGCGAGACGGGAGUGUAGUGCGACGAGCGAGAGGAGUCUCUUACUGUCGCAAUAUAUUAAAUAUUCUAUUCGAAUGUACACCAAAGAGGAUGAAAAGGUGGAAAAGGAAAGGGAGUAGUCGAGAACGGUGCGCGUAGCCGUUUCCUAUCAUAACGCCGCAACGUCGCAAGCCUUGUUACAUAAUAACCCGUGUUCUGAACUCUCUUUUACCGAUAAAAUUGCCUUAAAUAUGACUUCUCAGCCAAUCAAACGGCUUCUUCACAUAAGUAAGCCAUAUAAUAUAAAUAUGCUAUAUAAUAAAUGAAUCACUUUUAGAGGCAUUUUUAUCGAUAAAUGAAAGUUCAGAGUACGAUCUGAUAAGUCGUAUUUGUCGAAGUCGGAUAUCGGAACGCAGCCGGCGUUGAUGAGGAGAACUCGUUUCCGAAGAAUAAAUGGCGUUUUCGAUUUGUUGACCCGACCUGAUUCGACCUGACAGGCUUAAGAGAAUUUAUUUCUCGAAAACGAGUUCUCUUAUUGGACCAUCGGCCAUGUUCCAAUGUUCGAGAUAUGACUUAAUGGCCGCGUUCAGCAGAAUUAUUUUGCAACUGGUGGACAUUUUCUGAAUUAAGAUUAGGUUUUUCUUUCAGGUUUAGAAGAGUAAUGCAAUCUCAGCAGAGAGAAUUUCUAACAGUUUUUCCAACAGUUGUAAGAUAAACGUUCUGAGCACGGCCAUUGCGUUACAAGACCUGGACGAGCUUUGAAUUGGAAACAGCGGUACCUAUUAAAUGCCGUGUAAUUAUCGUCAGUGUGCUGACCGAUGGGAAACGGCUUCGCGAAUCGGCCCACGAUUUCGUGCAACACGUUAGUCCGAUCGGGAAAUAGGAUCGGCGUGCGUUUCUCUCGUGUAAUGUAGAUUGCAUAUGCGGAUCGCGCGAUCGACUCUGGGAGACGGCACGGGUGAUGUCGCGGAAGCACUAUAAUUCUUUCCUUACGAUUACCAUAGGGGGCUUUGUACAUAGACGGACGAAAGUAGAAUACAUACUUAAACCGCUGUAACGCUAUUAGCUGUGACAUUAUUUCAAUAAGUGUAAACUUAAAAAUCGAUUUACAGGCGUGUCGCGACGCUUUUACCUCCUUCAGCCCAAAAAGGAAGAAUUGAAAGAAACGUAGCUACGAGACGAUUUCGAACAGCAGAGAAUAUUUUCCGGUUUCAUUCGUUAGAGAUAAAGAUAUCUAAAUCACGUUAUUUAUAUAUGUAGAUCCAUAUAUAUAUUAUAUAUAUAUAUAGAGAGAGAGAGAGAGAGAGAGAUAUAU